AACGGCCAGAUCCCAAGGCCCGCUGCGACGUGCCGAUCCCGAUCCCCGCGCUCACCUACUCCGCCGCGGCAUGUGACAAUCUCCUCCGUCUCUUUUGCUCCGCUCGCCUCGAGCCAGAUGCGGCGGAAGGCCAACGACCGAGGGCGACGCACUCGGCGGUGGUGGUGCCUUGUACCCCGUGACAGCGACAUUCUUUUCUUUCACCGUGCCGUCUCCCCAAACCCCACCCCCGACGCCUCGCCCCCGCCCCUCGUUGCACUCCACCGCGGCCUCCUUAUAUAGAGCCCACUCGGCCACUCUCUCCGUCCACCCCUACGCGCGCCCGCUUGCUCGCCCUCCCCAUGGACGGGUAGGACUGCAGUGGCGGCGCGGAGGCCGGAGUGCGCACCGACACGUUGGGUGGCGGCGGGGGCGGGGAUGGGGCUGCUGUCGAACAGGGUGGAGCGGUCGGAGAUCAGGCCCGGCGACCACAUCUACACCUGGAGGGCCGUCUACGCCUACUCCCACCACGGUAUUUAUGUUGGAGGAAGCAAGGUAGUCCAUUUUACACGAAAGAAAGAAGCUGAAUCUGGUACAGAUUCAUCCGACUCCACUUCCAUCCUGAUCUCAGAGGCUCCAUUAGAGUGCCCAACAUUCCCUGAUUGUGGAUUUCAGCUGCCCAAUAGUGGUGUCGUGCUCACUUGCUUGGACUGCUUUCUCCGCAACGGUUCCCUCUACUGCUUCGAGUAUGGUGUGCCAUCCGCAGUUUUCCUUGCAAAGCUUCGUGGAGGAACCUGCACCAUUGCCCAAUCAGACCCACCGGAGGUUGUCGUUCCCCGAGCCAUGUACCUACUUCAAAACGGGUUUGGAAACUAUGACAUAUUUGAGAAGAACUGCGAAGACUUUGCACUCUACUGCAAGACCGGGCUUCUACCUGUUGAGGAACCUGGCAUUGGGACUAGUGGGCAAACGUCUUCUGCCAUCGGCGUGCCAUUGGCAGCUCUUCUCUCCAGUCCAUUUAAGCUUUUCGCUGCUGGUCCACUUGGAAUGGCCACCAUCACUGCUGGCAUGUACUGUGCUGGUAGAUACAUAACUGACAUAGGAGUAAGGAAGGAUUUAGCGAAAGUUGAAGUGGAGAAUUUAUCAUCACACCUUGGUUUCCGCCUUGUUGAAGAUGAAGAAUCAGUGAACAAGCAAACAGAAAAGGUGAAGACCUUGCUCCCUAUGAAGAGGAAACGCGAAAGGUGACUGUGACAAUACAGUUUGGGAGUAUAAACUUGUCUGCCCUUCACAGAUAGUUGGUGCAGAAUUGUGGAUAAUUCAGAAUAGAGUAUAUUUCGUUGUAAUAAGAUUGGUAUCGAUGUGUACCUGCAGAAUGUGCUCUGAUUUGAUUUGGUGCACACCUCACAUGAACAGUUGAACUACUUUAUAUACUAGAUAUGCGAUGGAAAUUGGAUUACUGAA
Phragmites australis (common reed) is the source of this 1443-nucleotide messenger RNA. RefSeq names its product protein LEAD-SENSITIVE 1-like. Lineage: Eukaryota; Viridiplantae; Streptophyta; Magnoliopsida; Poales; Poaceae. The coding region runs from base 418 to 1227 and encodes 269 amino acids. The record is from RefSeq and is a predicted model, not a curated record. The transcript is spliced from 2 exons.